UACAAGAAGCGAGUUGGGUUCGAUACGUUCACCAAUAAGGAUGCUACGCGAUAUUCCUUGACGCUCAAGAGUAAGCAUGCAGAAUACGUCUACAACCGCCAUUCCCGCACAUUCUUGAUCGGAUCAGACACCUCAGACUACUCGGACUACGCCCUCGACUGGCUCCUAGAAUCCCUCGUCGAAGACGGCGACGAGAUUGUGGCACUCCGGGUUGUCGAACCUGAAAGCAUGUUUGGCUUCUCCGUCGACGACUACCGCGUCGAAGCAACCAAACUCCUUGACUCCGUCAUCGCAAAAAAUAACGCCUUAGGAAGCGGCUCAAAACACAUCUCUGUCAUCGUCGAGUACGCAACGGGCAAAAUCCAAGACUACAUUCAACACACGAUCUAUAUGUACCAACCCGACUCCCUCAUCGUUGGAUCUCGUGGUCGACAGUUGGGAAUCCAAGCACUGAUGCCCGGCUCCAUCUCGAAAUACUGCCUCCAAUACUCGCCCGUCCCCGUCGUCGUCGUCCGUCCCGACCCCAAACGAGCAAAGAAGAAGAAGAAGCGACUAGCAGACCCAGGCCGU
Saitoella complicata NRRL Y-17804 is the source of this 570-nucleotide messenger RNA. RefSeq names its product adenine nucleotide alpha hydrolases-like protein. The record is from RefSeq and is a predicted model, not a curated record. The transcript has a single exon. The annotation marks the transcript as partial. NCBI's taxonomy places the organism in Eukaryota, Fungi, Ascomycota, Saitoellomycetes, Saitoellales, Saitoellaceae.